GCUGGGGACGCAGGCCUGAUGAGGCGAGCGACGGCGGGUGACAGCGGGCGGGGCGGCGGGCGGCGCCGCGUCCACGCCCUCUGCUCGGUGGGGCCGGGAGGGUCCUCCCCCGGCUCGGUGCUCGCGGGGCUCGGCGGGCGAGGCGAGGCUCGGACGCGGCGCCAUGCACGCGCUGGCCCCAGCCUGGCCGCUGUGGCUGCUGGUGCGCCGGCCGCCGGCCUGUCGCGUUCGGGGCCCGCGGCCGGGGCCGACUGACCUGGGGCCGGCGCGACCUUGGACCGCGGGGCCGGGGCUCCUCGGGGGCGCGGGAACCGCGCGGAGCCCGUGCCGCUGGGUCAGCGGCGGGCAGCGUGCGGGCGCGGGGGCCCGCGGCGGUGGCGGAGCGGGCCUGGCGCGGCUGCUGUGGCCCGGGGCGCGAACCCCCGGCGCUCCCCUGGCGCCCCGCGCUGGCUUCCCGGGUGGUCCCGCAGCGGUCGCUGCACGGGCCGGGGACCAGGCCUGGCGCCGCGGACCGACGUUGCCCUCGGCAUCAGCGCCUGCCCCGAACGACUCCGGGCUGCGCCCCGCCGCGGCCGGGCGCUCGGAAGCCCAGAAACUCCUGAGGCUGGCGUACCCCGAGCGCUGGAGACUGACAGCUGCUGUUGGGUUUCUAGCCAUGUCCAGUGUCAUCACCAUGUCUGCUCCCUUCUUUCUGGGGAAGAUAAUCGAUGUCAUUUAUACCAACCCCACUGUGGAAUACAGCAGCAGCUUGACCCAGUUCUGCCUGGCACUCAGUGGUGUGUUUCUGUGUGGUGCUGCUGCGAAUGGUGUUCGUGUCUACCUCAUGCAAACUUCAGGUCAGCGCAUUGUGAAUAGAUUGAGGGCUUCUUUGUUCUCCUCCAUUAUGAAGCAGGAGGUUGCUUUCUUUGACAAGACUCGCACAGGAGAAUUGAUUAACCGCCUCUCAUCAGACACUGCUCUUUUGGGGCGCUCAGUGACAGAAAAUCUUUCCGAUGGGCUCAGGGCUGGGGCCCAGGCUUCUGUUGGCAUUAGCAUGAUGUUCUUUGUCUCACCUACUCUGGCCACUUUUGUUUUGAGUGUGGUGCCUCCAAUAUCUAUCCUUGCUGUGAUUUAUGGACGAUACCUACGAAAAAUGACAAAAGUCACUCAGGACUCCCUGGCACAAGCUACUCAGCUAGCUGAGGAACGAAUUGGAAAUAUAAGGACUGUUCGAGCUUUUGGUAAAGAAACGACUGAAAUAAAGAAAUACACCAGCAAAGUGGACUAUGUGAUGCAAUUAGCAAGGAAAGAGGCAUUUGCUCGGGCUGGCUUCUUUGGAGCAACUGGGCUCUCUGGGAACCUGAUUGUGCUUUCUGUCCUGUACAAAGGAGGGUUGCUGAUGGGCAGUGCCCACAUGACAGUGGGUGAACUCUCUUCGUUCCUCAUGUAUGCUUUCUGGGUUGGAGUAAGCAUUGGAGGUCUGAGCUCUUUCUACUCAGAGUUGAUGAAAGGACUAGGUGCUGGAGGACGCCUCUGGGAGCUCCUUGAGAGAGAGCCUAAGCUUCCUUUUAAUGAUGGAGUUGUUUUAAGUGAGAAGAACUUCCAAGGUGGUUUGGAGUUUAAGAAUGUACAUUUCACCUAUCCAGCUCGUCCAGAGGUGCCCAUAUUCCAGGAUUUCAGCCUUUCUAUUCCAUCAGGAUCAGUCACUGCACUGGUUGGCCCCAGUGGUUCUGGAAAAUCAACAGUGAUUUCCCUCCUGCUGAGGUUGUAUGAUCCUCUGUCCGGAACUAUCUGUCUUGAUGGGCAUGAUAUCCGAGAGCUAAAUCCAGUCUGGCUUCGAUCCAAGAUUGGGACAGUGAGUCAGGAACCAAUUUUGUUUUCAUGCUCAAUUGCUGAGAACAUUGCUUAUGGUGCCGAUGACCCUUCCUUGGUGACCGAUGAGCAGAUACAAGAAGUGGCUCAUAUUGCCAAUGCAGCUGAUUUCAUCCGAAAUUUCCCUCAAGGAUUCAACACUGUGGUUGGAGAAAAGGGCAUUCUCCUUUCAGGUGGGCAGAAACAGCGGAUUGCAAUUGCUCGUGCUCUGCUUAAGAAUCCCAAGAUUCUUCUCCUAGAUGAAGCAACCAGUGCACUAGAUGCCGAGAAUGAGCACCUUGUACAAGAAGCUCUAGAUCGACUCAUGGAAGGAAGAACAGUGUUAAUUAUUGCUCAUCGGCUGUCUACCAUUAAGAAUGCUAAUAUUGUAGCUGUUCUUGACCAAGGCAAAAUUAUUGAAUGUGGGAAACAUGAAGAACUUCUUUCAAGACCAAAUGGAACAUAUAGAAAAUUAAUGAACAAACAGAGGUUUACUUUAGCAUAAAGAAGUUAGAGGGGCUGGAGAGUUGGUAUAGUAGGUAGGGUACUUACCUUGCACUUGACUGAACCUAUUUAAAUCUCCAGCAUCCUACAUGGUCUGUCAAGCCUGCCAGGAGUGAUCCCUGAGCAUCUCCAUGUGUGGCCCACAAACAAAUAAAACACACAAAAAGAGGAAUUCUAAGUAAACUGAAUAUAAGAAGAAUUGAUACAAAUCAGCAUUGCAGCCAAGGAGGGGGAAGGGAGACUUAGAGACUUAUAUAAAAUCUGUAAAUCAUGCUUUAAAUAUUGAAUAUGCCUAUUUUUUUCAAAGUGUAUAAAAUAUUGUUUUGAAAUGUACCUGUCCGAAGCAUUUUUUAUUCAGAGUUUUAAUAACUGUAACUUUUUAAACAUCUAUAGUGCUGAAGUUAUUUUCAGGUUUCUUUUAUCUUGAGAUAUUUUAAUAUAGCAGGGCACCUCAUUUUUUUUACCUGCUGUGUAAAUAUCAAAUGACGACUUUUAAAAGGGAAUUAUAAAUUAAAAGCCUAAUUAUUUUAGGCCAGUUUGCCAGUAACUGUAUCUAACUCUAUUUUAUUCUGAUAAUCUUAUGAUGUGAAACUGACUAAUUUCCAUACAAAAGCAUGCAAUUCUGAUGACUUUUUAAGGAGG
Molecule: messenger RNA, 2976 nt
Organism: Sorex fumeus (smoky shrew)
Lineage: Eukaryota; Metazoa; Chordata; Mammalia; Eulipotyphla; Soricidae
Gene: ABCB10
Product: ATP binding cassette subfamily B member 10
Exons: 13
Coding region: 164-2335 (723 amino acids)
Biological process (GO): transmembrane transport
Cellular component (GO): membrane
Molecular function (GO): ABC-type oligopeptide transporter activity; ATP hydrolysis activity; ATP binding
Source: RefSeq, a predicted model, not a curated record